UUUUUCACCUAAAGUUGUCUCCUUUUUUUCCUCUUUUAUGUGUGGGUGUGUGUAUGGGCAUGAUUGGAGAGCUUUGCCUGCAUUGGCUCUGAAAUCCUUAAAAGAAAGUUUCCCAAGAUUACACAUCACACCCCCUAAACUUUCACUAAAACUAGAGAAGGCAGCAAUACCUAUGCAUUUUGACUCUCCCCCUAAAAUUGACUUCCCUUUCAAUUCUUCAAACUCCAAGGCAUUUUCCAUCCAAAGGACUGGACCAUAGCUUGUUUUUGAAUCUUGGAGUUCCAAAUCUGCCCUUAUUCCAUCUUCAUGAACAAUGAGGUGGUGGGGUUUUAGCAAGAAACAGAAGAUGAGUUUGGGUUUUUUGUCUCUUCUUCUUCUCCUACUUCUACAGUUGAAAGCUCCAAGCUACUAUGCAGAUGAUGGCAACCUCAGCAAUGGAGAUUCCCACAGAUUAAAAAAUGGGGUCAAACCCAUUUCUGGUGUGGGGUUGACUGCUCGGAAAUCCCACCAUCGGAUCCCAAAAGCAGCCACAAAUUUGGGCGGCCAUGUUGAAGAGAAGAAGGAAGAUGAUAUUUUUGGUGCUGAUAAGAGGAGAGUCCGUACAGGACCCAAUCCUUUACACAACAGAUAAGUAGCAGAUCAGUGUUGUAAGUUAAGAGAUAUACUCAUCUCUAGAUUUUUGUUUUUCUUUUCUUUUUCCUGUUUUUUUAUUUUCCAUUUGAUUAUAUAUCUAGCCGCUUCUUGUUUUUUUUUUUUUUUGGAUUUAAAAUGGUUACCCUCAUAUUACUUGUUCUUAUGUUUGGCUCAGUUUAUUGAGGGGCAUUAAGUACUCCAGAAUGUUUCCAGAAAUCUUAGCUUGGAUAGUUGGAUUUGUACAUUCACAACCUGGUCUUUCUUGUUCUACAGUAGUUCUAUUUACAAAUUAAAAUGAGGACAUUGAUAUAGUUUUUUUAUUUUAAAUGAUGGUUACGUUCUAUUUUUUCAA
Cuscuta epithymum is the source of this 985-nucleotide messenger RNA. The record is from the annotation of a GenBank genome assembly. Lineage: Eukaryota; Viridiplantae; Streptophyta; Magnoliopsida; Solanales; Convolvulaceae.